GCUCGACCCGCGGUAGAGGCAGACACCAGAGACGACGGCCGUCGCUCAUUCUUUCCCACAUGCCAAGUGGCCAUGCACCUGCCGGCACCGCUCACGUCUGUCCAUCUCGCGUGUGCUGAGCGCCUCGUCGACACGGCGCUGCUUCAAUAUGUGAGCAGCUAUCUCGACACAACGCUCGAGUGGAGCCUCGACGAGGCUGCUGGCGCCGGGUUCCUCCACCUCGUUCGUCGCUUGCACGCUGCGGGCGCCGCCGCAACGGAAGACGCGAUCGACUGGGCCGCCGCCAACGGACACUUGGGCGUCGUCCAGUGGCUCCACGCUCACCGCAACGAUGGGGCGACGACCUGGGCUAUCGACAACGCCGCGUCGUCGGGUCAUUUGACUCUCGUAUGCUGGCUGCUCACGCAUCGCCGCGAAGGCUGCACACACCGCGCCAUGGACGCCGCCGCCGGCAACGGCCACCUCGAUGUCGUGCAAUGGCUUCACUCGCACGGGUGCGCUAGCGCAACGGCGGCCGCGAUGGACGGAGCCUCCACGACCGGUGCGCUUCACAUCGUCCAGUGGCUGCAUGCCAACCGCACCGAAGGGUGCUCAAUCCACGCCUUUGAUGGCGCUGCGACCAACGGCCAUUUGCACGUCCUUCAAUGGUUGCACCGCCACCGGUCCGAAGGCGGUUCGGUGACCGCGAUGGACGGUGCCGUGCACAACGGCCACUUCGAUGUCGUCGUCUGGCUCCAAACACAUCGGCACGAAGGGUGCUCGGAGCGUGCGCUACAUGCAGCAAUCGCCUCGCACCGCUUGGAUCUUGUGCGAUAUCUCUGUGAGCAUGGCCACGGAGCUCCGUGCGCGCCGUGGAGCCUUGUGUGGGCCGCCAAGUGCGCCGCCGACGCGAUUGGCGCCUACUUGUUGUCGUUCCAUGAGCACUCGCCGAUCCAGCUCCAGACCGCGCUCAACGCCGCGGCCGCCGCCGGGUCCAUCUCGCUCGUCACCCAUCUAUUGCACCACGUCAGCGACCGCGGCUCCGUGGCCAUCGACGGUGCGGCGUCCCGCGGCCACUUGGAAAUGGUGCAGCUCUUGCACGCUCACCGUUUUCCCGGCUCGUCGCUUGCGCUCGAAGGGGCGAGCGCGGGCGGGCAUCUCGACAUUGUCGACUUUCUCCUGCAAACGUGCAAGCUCGUCCCGACGCCACGUGCCGUGGACCGUGCCGCGUCGCGCAGCCAUGUACCCGUGCUGCAGCGUCUCUUGGACCGUGGUGCUAUUGCGUCGUCGUCCGCACUCCGGGCGGCGGCUGCCCACGGCCAUGCCGACGUCGUCGCCCUCCUCCUCGACGCCUCCGAUACCGUCUUGGAUGUUGAGAUUGCCCACACGGCCGCCAUCGCCAACGGCCACGUCGACGUCGCCAUGCUUUUGGAUACAGCACGGCGUAGCUCGUCUACUUGUUGAAACAUAGAAACACGAGUGUUUGUACACGGGU
This is a messenger RNA of Saprolegnia diclina VS20, 1474 nucleotides long. RefSeq lists its product as hypothetical. NCBI's taxonomy places the organism in Eukaryota, Oomycota, Saprolegniomycetes, Saprolegniales, Saprolegniaceae. Bases 73 to 1443 code for a protein of 456 amino acids. Gene Ontology annotation, molecular function: protein binding. The record is from RefSeq and is a predicted model, not a curated record. The transcript has a single exon.